Messenger RNA from Chelonia mydas (Green sea turtle), 2977 nucleotides. RefSeq names its product 3-oxoacyl-ACP synthase, mitochondrial (gene OXSM). Lineage: Eukaryota; Metazoa; Chordata; Testudines; Cheloniidae. Gene Ontology annotation, biological process: fatty acid biosynthetic process. The record is from RefSeq and is a predicted model, not a curated record. The transcript has 4 exons. Gene Ontology annotation, molecular function: 3-oxoacyl-[acyl-carrier-protein] synthase activity. The coding region runs from base 640 to 2028 and encodes 462 amino acids.
UGACUCUUCCUUCUAGGGAUCUGCCUUGCUGUUUUUGUUGUGAUUCCUCUUUUUGGUCUCUGUAGAUAACCCUAAUAGCUCUUGGAUUCUAGCCUCAUGCUGUGCUCUAAGAUAAGUAGGAAGAAUACUUCCACCACCUAAGAACAAAUUGAAGAAAGGCUCCGCUUAUUGUCAUGGGUGGGAUUCUCACUGGUGUCGCAAGCGGAGACUGUGAGAUAAACACACCACACGCCUUACCCUGCCGCCGUCUCGCAGACAAAUAGGCAGAAGUCAGAGAAGCAGCAGGUCACAUGCCCUACCAAUCCAGGGCCGAUUUCUUGAGUGGUGCAGGAGCUUCUGACCAAUCGAGGAAUCGGCAGUCGAUUAUCCAGUCGUCGAGUUUUGAGACCCCCCUUUUUUCCUCACGUGGUUUAUCCCACCGCCAUUGGAGAAGGGGAGGGAGACGGAGCUGACCACACCGGAGAGGGGGAGGUAAUAAAGUUCCUGCAAGCCAAAUCAUACGCUCAUGAGCACAUGCACAACAAGAACAGAAAUUGCCAAACCAGAUCAGACCAACAGUCCAGUAUCCUAUCUUUCACAGUGAUCAAUACUAGAUUCUUCAGCUGAAGAAACGCAUUUCAGGUUACCCUGGUCUCCACCAUGAUCUCACAGUGCUUACAAGAUUUCUUAAAAAUUGUAAAUUUUCGUCCUCGGAGUUCCAAAUUACAUCAGUGUUUAAGAAGUAGCAAAAAUGGUUUCAGCACCAAGUCACUUUCCAAACAUCAAAGGCGAGUAGUUGUCACAGGUAUUGGUUUAGUGUCUCCUCUUGGUGUUGGGACUCAAUUCGUGUGGAAUCGCCUUCUCCAAGGAGAAAGUGGGAUUAUCUCUCUGGAUGGGGAAGAAUAUACAAGUGUUCCAUGUAGAGUGGCUGCUUGUGUUCCAAGAGGAAAUGGCAAGGGUCAGUUCAGUGAAGAGAACUUUGUGUCAAAAUCAGAAAGCAAAUCUAUGUCUUCUGCCACUAUCAUGGCCUUGGGUGCUGCAGAGCUAGCAAUAAAAGACUCUGGCUGGCAUCCACAGUCUGAACUGGAUCACUUAACUGCUGGUGUCGCAAUUGGAAUGGGAAUGGUUCCACUGGAAGAUAUUUCCAAUGCAGGCUUGCUGUUUAAAACAAAAGGUUAUAACAAAGUCAGCCCAUUCUUUAUUCCUAAGAUCUUAAUCAAUAUGGCAGCAGGUCAGAUCAGCAUUAGAUACCAACUCAAGGGGCCCAAUCAUGCUGUAUCAACUGCUUGUACCACAGGAGCACAUGCUGUUGGAGAUUCCUUUAGAUUUAUAGGCUAUGGUGAUGCUGAUGUGAUGUUGGCUGGAGGAACAGAGGCUUCUAUUAGCCCCUUGUCUAUAGCUGCAUUUGCAAGAGCUCGGGCACUCAGCUCUAGCUUUAACUCAAGCCCUAAAUUGGCAUGUCGACCGUUCCACUCGCAGAGAGAAGGAUUUGUAAUGGGAGAGGGUGCAGCUGUGUUGGUGUUGGAAGAAUAUGAACAUGCUAUUCAAAGAGAAGCCAGGAUCUAUGCAGAAAUUUUAGGUUAUGGACUCUCUGGUGAUGCUUGCCAUAUAACAGCACCGAAUCCAGAUGGAGAUGGUGCUUUUAGAUGUAUGUCUGCAGCAAUAAAAGAUUCUGGAAUAUGUCCUGAGGAUAUAACAUAUGUCAAUGCACAUGCCACUUCUACGCCACUAGGAGAUGCUGCUGAGAAUCAAGCUAUCAAGAGACUUUUUAAAGAGCAUGCAUACACUCUUGCAGUUUCCUCAACAAAGGGAGCAACAGGACAUCUUCUGGGGGCUGCAGGGGCUAUAGAGGCAGCUUUUACUGCACUGUCCUGUUACCAUGGAAUUUUACCACCUACUCUUAACCUGGAUAAAACUGAGCCGGAGUUUGACCUUAAUUAUGUUCCGCUAACAGCCCAAGAGUGGCAAAGUGAAAAACGACGCAUUGCUCUCACUAAUUCAUUUGGCUUUGGUGGUAGUAAUGCAACACUGUGCUUUGCUCAUGUUUAGCUUACAGUGUGUUGUGUGUGUGUAAAUACUACAAAUGCAGAUUGGUAAAUGGCCUAAAACAUAAUUUGUGGUACUACAUUAUGUUUUGUUGUACUGUAACACUUUUUACAUGAACCAUAUCCCUUUUUAUCCAGUCACAUUGGAGACUUGCUUAUUUUUUUCUUAAGUCUUCCAGUCCUUACUUAUUUAUACUUCAGACUAAAAAAGAAUGAGUAUUACUCCUUUAGAGUCUGAUCUUGCAAAUGCUAAGUGCUUUCUUUGAUUUCAUUCACUUCACUGGGAGGUUAGGAUGCUCUGCACUUGGCAGGAUUUAGUCCUUAGUAUGACAACUCCUGUUUGAUCAACAGCCCCAUUCACCUCAUUCUCCCCUUUAAUAUAUUGUUUGCAUUACUUCCGGUUAUUACUUUGAAAUACCAAAUUCAGCACUUUAAUUAGGAAUGUCAUAUUUUAAAAAGAAAGGUAUUAAAGUUGAAAAUGCUCUAAAAUGCUUUAUAUUAAAUAUUCAAAAGUACAUACCACUGUUAAAAAACCUAUUAAUUGCUCUCUCUCUCUCUCUCUCUCUCUCUCUCUUUUUUUUUUGGUCAGUAAGGUGAAGAAUGUAAAAGUAGAAUCUAAAUGGAAUUGUUCUUGCAAAUGGUUUGGUAAAGAUGUGGCUCAGUUAGAUAGAAAAAUAAACCUAUUUCAGCUAUUUUGAGUGAGGGAGAAUCUGUCAAAACUGAGGGCUUUAUUUACAUCAGUGCUAUAUGUUUUGCAACAUCAAAGAAGUAAACUCAGCUGAAUUGCCUCUUCCUCAAAAGAUUUAACAGUGAACAGAAGUUUAUUUGAAUUGAAAGCAUGAUGGUUUUGUGUCUUUGUAUGUAUUGGUAAUCCUGAUUUUGUUUUAAAUUUUAAUAGAAAGAUUUAAAACAAAUAAAAAUGUUCCCACUGUGUUUGCAGUCCAAAUAUUCCA